Molecule: messenger RNA, 1439 nt
Organism: Pteropus alecto (black flying fox)
Lineage: Eukaryota; Metazoa; Chordata; Mammalia; Chiroptera; Pteropodidae
Gene: POLR3GL
Product: RNA polymerase III subunit G like
Exons: 10
Coding region: 367-1023 (218 amino acids)
Biological process (GO): transcription by RNA polymerase III
Cellular component (GO): RNA polymerase III complex
Source: RefSeq, a predicted model, not a curated record
CGGACCCAGAACGCCACCAGCUCGAGGAAGACAGGCAAAUUUCAAGUUGGCUGCGGCUUGGGCUCCGCGUGGGGGAGGGGCAGCAGGUAUUUAUUGAGCAUCUACUGUAUGCCAGACACAUGCUAGACAAUGGGGAUCAGAGCGAAUCUUCUACUCUAGGCCUGCGUGCUCCGUCUGAUCAACUGCACUUAGUAAAUUGUCAUCCAGCUUCUACCGAAACGUCGUUAGAAUGCUACUGCGAGGCCAGCUCUUCCUCUUCUCCAGUGGAAGAAGGGACCGUCCUUGUUUUUGGUGUCUUUGGCAGUUUUAAAGGCUACUGCUCAGGUUUUUCUCUCUGGAUCUCUGAAUACCCAGGCCCCCUCCACCAUGGCCAGCCGGGGUGGGGGCCGGGGUCGGGGCCGGGGCCAGUUGACCUUCAACAUGGAGGCCGUGGGCAUUGGGAAGGGGGAUGCUCUGCCCCCGCCCACCCUGCAGCCUUCUCCACUCUUCCCCCCCUUGGAGUUCCACCCAGUGCCUCUGCCCUCAGGAGAGGAGGGGGAAUAUGUCCUGGCGUUGAAGCAGGAGCUACGAGGGGCCAUGAGGCAGCUCCCCUACUUCAUCAGGCCAGCUGUCCCCAAGAGAGAUGUGGAGCGUUAUUCAGACAAAUAUCAGAUGUCAGGGCCUAUUGACAAUGCCAUCGACUGGAACCCCGACUGGCGACGUCUACCCCGGGAGCUAAAGAUCCGAGUGCGGAAACUGCAGAAGGAGCGGACCACUAUUCUACUCCCCAAGAAGCCCCCUAAGACCACCGAAGAUAAGGAGGAAACUAUACAGAAACUAGAGACCCUGGAGAAGAAGGAGGAAGAAGUAACUUCAGAGGAAGAUGAGGAGAAAGAAGAAGAAGAAGAGAAGGAAGAAGAGGAAGAAGAAGAGUAUGACGAGGAAGAACACGAAGAGGAAACUGAUUAUAUCAUGUCCUAUUUCGACAAUGGAGAGGACUUUGGGGGUGACAGUGAUGAUAAUAUGGAUGAGGCUAUCUACUGAAGAAGGACCCCAAACACCACCCUGGAGCUUUCUCUCUCGAUACAGGAUACAGAGAGUAACUGUCCCUAUUAUUUGGUUUUUGUGGACAAGAAAAUCAUCUGCUCAGAGUCCAGAUGACUCGUUUGGUCUCUGGAGAUACAAAUGGAGAAUGAUGACAGACAGACUCUCUUUUCUACCCUUCCCCUCCCUCCACCCUUGAAUCACCUCUGAUAUCUUGGGAAAAGGGCAGAGGACCCAUGUCUUAAUGGUAUGAAAGGUCGAAAGAAGAAAGAACGUCAAAAGAGGAACUGGAAUUGUAAGAGCUGAGACAACCCCUCCCUGUUUUUUAUUGUUCUUUAUGGGGAUCAUCAUGGGUGGGAGCUGUUAGGAGGAAGGAAGCCAGUUUUAUAUUUUUAAAUAAAAUGUUUUUAUCUGUC